AAAUACAUUUUAGGUACACUGCCUACGUAUAAUCUCAAGAAAACCUACUUAUAAUACAACAACAAACUCAAUAUAUUCCCACGUAAUGAGGUCUGGAAAGGAUAAAAUAUAUGCAGUUCAUAUCAUUUCCUCGAGGGAGUAGAGAGGUUGUUUUCGAUAAACCCCCAGCUCAAGAAAACCUACUAUAAUGUCAAGAAAAAAUUAUACUCCAAUAAUCGAUAGUCUUUCAAGUUAGUACUCCUUACUCGUAUAUAAGUAUAUACAUGCCAUUUGUGGCUUAGAUGACAACUCUGAGCAAAAAAAAUGUCAACGAGUGAGAGUGCCUCUGAGCUUCUCCAAGCUCAAGCUCAAAUUUGGAACCACAUUUUUUCCUUCAUAAGUUCUUCAGCAUUAAGAUGUGCAGUUGAACUAGACAUCCCUGAUGUUCUUUACAAACAUGGUAAGCCUAUGCAUCUUUCCGAUCUCUCUGCUGAACUUUCCCUAGUUGAUCCUUCUAAGGUUACCUUUUUGCCAAAUUUAAUACGAUUUUUAGUUCAUUCUGGUUUACUGAAUCAACAUGAUGAUGAUUGCUAUUCUCUCACCCCUGCUAGCCGCUUUCUUGUGAAAAAUGAGCCCUUGAAUUUGAGGUCACUUUUGGUUUUCACUCAUGAUCCGUUCAUUCAAAAAGCAUGGUUUGAGUUAGGUAAUUGGUACAAAAAUGAUUUCCCUACCACUUUCCAUACUGCUCAUGAAAAAUCUUUUUGGGAUUAUAUUGUGGAAGAACCAAGAUUAGGUGAUACUUUCAAUGGUUUAAUGGCUAGUGAGUCGAGGUUGAUUGUCACUGUGCUUAUUACCGAGUGUAGACACAUUUUUGAGGGCUUGACAUCAUUGGUGGACGUUGGAGGUGGCACUGGCACUGUGGCAACCGCAAUAGCCAAAGCUUUUCCUGCCAUAAAGUGCACUGUACUUGAUCUUCCACAUGUUAUAGAAAACCUCAAGAGCAGUACUGGGAACCUGGAGUUUGUUGGAGGAAACAUGUUUGAAAAUAUUCCUACAGCUAAUGCAAUUUUACUCAAGUGGAUUAUGCAUGACUGGAAUGACGAAGAUUGUGUGAAGAUACUAAAGAAAUGCAAAGAGUCAAUUCCAAGUAGGGAUAAAGGAGGGAAAUUGAUCAUCAUUGACAUUGUGCUGGAAGAUCCAAAGAACACCACUGAAUAUGCUCGAGCACAACAUAAUAUGGACAUCAUGAUGUUGGUUUGUUUUGCUGCUAAAGAGAGAACAAAGAAGGAAUGGGAAAACCUCUUCAAUGAAGCUGGUUUCAGUGAAUGCAAAAUAACUUCCAUUCCGGGUUCAAGAUCUCUCAUUGAAGUAUAUCCUUGAAAGUCUUGGCUUAGCUUGUAAUUUGAAUUUAUGAAAUUGGAUCAUCUUAAUUGUGUUGACUUCUUUUA
Capsicum annuum is the source of this 1427-nucleotide messenger RNA. Its product is annotated as myricetin O-methyltransferase. NCBI's taxonomy places the organism in Eukaryota, Viridiplantae, Streptophyta, Magnoliopsida, Solanales, Solanaceae. Gene Ontology annotation, molecular function: S-adenosylmethionine-dependent methyltransferase activity; protein dimerization activity; O-methyltransferase activity. Gene Ontology annotation, biological process: methylation. The transcript is spliced from 2 exons. The coding region runs from base 304 to 1359 and encodes 351 amino acids. The record is from RefSeq and is a predicted model, not a curated record.